Molecule: messenger RNA, 2664 nt
Organism: Lodderomyces orthopsilosis Co 90-125
Lineage: Eukaryota; Fungi; Ascomycota; Pichiomycetes; Serinales; Debaryomycetaceae
Product: CCR4-NOT core subunit
Exons: 1
Coding region: 1-2664 (887 amino acids)
Source: RefSeq, a predicted model, not a curated record
AUGUUGGAUAAGGACUCCGAAGAAGAGAUUGAUACUGUUGAAUUUGAAUUCGCGAUUUCUCCAAAGGGUCCAGUGAAGAAUUUUGACAAACGACAUGAUCAUAUUAGAAGCCUAUUGAAGUUGCCAUUAUCUGAUACUGUACUAAAAUUCGUGUUUGACACAGUUGUAUCACUCUGUGAUCCAUUUACUCAGCCAGAAGAGACAGCAGAUUACGUUUUAAGUGUUAGUUGCAUAUCAGACUUGCUAAUUUCAAUCCUGUACUCAUUUUACAUGGAAAGUGAGGGUUCAAAGGAAUUAGAAAUCAGCUCUAUCAAGUUUGACAUAUCUACAAAAUUCUUCACACUACUCCGACUAAUACAUGAUUUUCUAAAUGCAUCAGAUGAAUUGAAAUUGAGGUUUGUGGAUAACAGCGAAGAAAAGUGGAAAACAACUCUUAGUGAAUGGACUCCCAAGGGUUCCAUCUCCAAUGACGAGCUUAAUUUGAAACUUCUAUAUUCCAUGGCAUGUGUUCUUAUUAUGUCAAUACAAAAGAUGUAUGCUCCAAGUACAGGGGCAUCUAACCUAGCGAUGAACCCCUACCUCCAAUAUUUAAUCAACCUUUGGAAGUGUCAUACCAACAUCAUCUUGCUUGGUCUUGAGAUAGAUCGUCGUAUUGAAUUCAAUAACCAGGAAAAUAAUGAGGAGGAAGAAACACCAUCAAUAAUUCUACAAGUCUUGAAAGGCUCCAGCUCCGUACGGUGUGUGCUCGCGUGGAUAAUAAAUCAAAAUCCAUCUCUGGCAGUUGAAUACGAUUCACCGCAGGAAAACAUCAAAUCUAUUUCUGAUGGUGCAAUGGAUCUAAAAAAUGAGUCAAUUUUGAAUUUCAUUGAACCGUUGGCCAGAUCGAGUACAAAUGGCGGCGCGAUUCUGGUGGAUAUGAGGUUGGUCAUAAUAGCUUUAUUAAUCUUGUAUUCGUCAACUUCAUUCACAAGUGAGCAACAUCGCACUACGGAAACGCCUUCUGUUAACGAAGAGCAAGCACUUAGAAAGCUUAAUAAGUCGAAAGGUAUUGCGGAAUUGGGUGAUGUUUUAAUCGAUUUGGAGUACGCUGAUCGAUUCGACGAGGAUAUCAAAUAUAUGUUAGAGUAUGAAAUAGAGGAUGCUGAUGAAAUUGAUGAAAAGGAUUUAAAAAGCCCUGGUCACAGUGACUUUAACAGCAUAGCGAAUGAAGAGUUGGCUGAACAAGAAGCAAUAGAUAUUCAAUUCGACGAUGAGGGACGAGAUUGGCGAGAUAUAGUUCGAGGUGAAAACGUACGCUUCAACCCAUUGUUUCUUGAAAAGUUUGCUGCUUUCGACCAAGGACAAGAUAAAUCCGAGUCCGAUGACCUUUUUACAACGUGGGAUGAAUUAUACUUUACUUUUGAAUUUUUGUCAGUUUGCUCAAUAGAAGGAAGCCCUGAAGCGGAGGCUAAAAUUGGGCAGCUGGUGAUUAACACAAUUUCCAAAGCAAUUAAGGAUGAAAUAGAGGGUAGAGAGACUUCCAUUACACCCGACUUGAUUCACAAAUAUUGGUCCUCUCCAGCUCUGGAGAUGGACAUUAAGAAAGCUCAAGACAACAACAAAUUACUUAUCCCCAUCUUUAGUAUAACCAAAUUUGAACUUAUGCUACAGAGUAACUCAAAAUUAGCACGGGCUGCAAUGGACGAAAUGCUCAUGUGCAAUGGCCAUCGCAGGUUGUUGAUCUGGUUUAUUACACACGAUUUGAAUUUGUCCAAUCUACUAAUAGAUUACAUUUUUCAACUUGCUGUUGGACUACGAGGCAUUCCUGACACUUCUGCACCGUAUCUGUUUUCAAGACAAGGGGGUAAAGUGAUAUUGAGUGAGGUGGAGCAACUGAUGCUCUUGCAUGAGUUUUUCACAAACAGUGCCUUUUACUUAUCCGCGAAUGAAGGUCUUGAAAUUGAUGAUGGAUACGAGGUAGUGUUAGCCGAGUCGAUUGCCAAAAAGUUGAUGAUACUCCUUUGCUUGAUGAUAUCGCAGUUGAUAAAGCUCGAUAUUGUCAAGAUUGGCGAUAAGAAUGCCAAAGACGAUAUUCAUAAUUACAACAAUGAGUUGCAAGUGUUAUUGAUUGGAUGGAUCGGCAAGGUCCCAGAGGCAAGGCAAUUGUAUUUUAGAAUAAAAAGCUUGCAAAAUGACCAACGUGUGGAGAAUGUUGAAGACAACCCACCCGUAGAUCCAUCACAAAGAAAAGAGCUAUUAGCUAAAUACAGCGCUAUGACCGCUCUGGAGAUUGACAAUGACUUAGACACCAAUCCUUUAAACGCUAGGAUAGUUGAUGAAUAUGCCAAAAGAGUUGAAACAGGGUUGUUUGCUGUAUUGAGCAAGGGAAAGAUUGGAAAAUCACUGACCAUUCAAGAGGAUUUUCACACUUUUAUGGUCAAUUUCAAUACAUUAUGCAAAAUUGAGAGAUUUGCAGAAUACUUAUUCGAAAAGUUCGAGGCGGUAAUAACCUCGGGUGAAGCGGUCUAUUCAGACAAGAGUUUGGAUUCUCCAAAAUCUGAAGAUUUAAUGGCCGAAUCCAAAAAUGAGAAUGCGAAUGAUGGUAACACUCCUAAAAGCCUGAACAAAAAGAAGACAAAUUCAAAGUCCAAGAAGAAGACCAAAUCGAAAAAGAGUCGAACUUAG